AUGAACAACGAAUCAGUGUCGCCAGCAGUGAUAAUAAAUCAGAGUGAUUUUGUUGAAAAACUAGAGCAAUACUAUUUAGAAAAGUCAAAGAAGAAACCUUACACUCGUGUCGAAAUAACCAAAAUGAUUAGUGAAAUAGUAACAGCAAAGAAUAAAACUCAAACUGAACAUCGACGAGAAUACCAUCUUUUAAAUAAAUACGACAUUCUAACCAUUGGAAGCAAAUCACAUUUGAUUCGGAAAAGUGACGAUAUACAAAACGUUGAAUACAUUGUGCCUUACGAAGAUUUAUUCGAAACUAUUUAUGACUAUCAUGUGAACAAGACAGGACACGGGGGAAGAACUAAAAUGGAAAAAGCUUUUCUCGAUAAAUUAAAUGUUCCUCGAUCAGCAAUUGAGAUAUUUUUGACAUGUUGCAAAACUUGCAAUGAAAUAAAAAGUUCAUCGAAAAAAAUUGUUGUCAAACCAAUUUUAUCAAGUGACUUUGCUGAGGGGGGGCAAAUUGAUUUAAUAGAUUUGCAGUCAUUGCCUUGUGGGGAAUUUUAUAUAGUUACACAAAGUGCAUAA
Molecule: messenger RNA, 567 nt
Organism: Leptopilina boulardi
Lineage: Eukaryota; Metazoa; Arthropoda; Insecta; Hymenoptera; Figitidae
Product: SCAN domain-containing protein 3-like
Exons: 2
Coding region: 1-567 (188 amino acids)
Source: RefSeq, a predicted model, not a curated record